AAUGUCUUUAUUUCCCAGAGGCCAUUGACGAUGGGGAGAUAUUGGUGUCUAAUGUCACAUCAUCAUCGGCUUUUAUCCAGUGGAAACCCAAGGAAGGAGUUUCAUCCUAUACGAUCGUAGCUGAACCAAGUGGUGCCAUUGAACCUUUGGAAGACAUAUCGGAUACUGAGGCAGAGCUGACCAUCCUGCUGCGGGGAACGGUGUUUAAUGUCACCGUACGUGUCGGCGAUCCAGCCAUGGACCUGGCAUCAACACAAAUACGAAGUGCUCCUGAAGCUCCACUAGAAAUCAAGAUGUCAGAUAUAAAAAGUGACAGUAUCAAGUUCAUCUUGACACCUCCAACGAGCCCCCAUGAUGGAUAUGAGCUCUACCUCUCAAAUUCGACCACCAACAAGAAGUCACUUGUCAGGAGUGUACCGAGGGAAGAUGAGAUGAGUUAUGAGACGACGAUAACUGAUUUGUACCCUGCGACCAUAUACAACGUAGAGGUCGGGACUAUUCUCAACGCAGAAGGCGCCUUCCCGUUGCAGAGGAGUGAGAAUAAUACAAUGCUGACAUUUGAAACAGAUGAUGCAGUCUCCCAUUCUCCAAAGGUUGUGAUGCUCCUUAUCUCUCUUCUAGCAGCUGUCAUCAUGAUCUAGGCCGACAUUUCAUCUUAGUCAUCUUAAUUCAAUGUGACAUGUUUGUAAAAGUGUAGGAUAAUAAUGAGUUCGAUUGUGUAUGACAAUGUUAUUUUGAUGAUCUCGUCGUAAUGUAAAUAUUUAAGACUGUUCUCAUGUGUACAUUUAUAAAAUAGCCAGUACGUAACGUAAGAGCCUCAAACGCAAAAGAGCGAUGAGAUGUCCUUUUCUAUAUGACAACAUUUACAGGUUUUGUACUUUCAACUGUAGAUUAAUUGAUUCUGAAUUGAACAUACUCUUUUCGUACGUGAUCUUGAUUUG
Molecule: messenger RNA, 941 nt
Organism: Strongylocentrotus purpuratus (purple sea urchin)
Lineage: Eukaryota; Metazoa; Echinodermata; Echinoidea; Camarodonta; Strongylocentrotidae
Exons: 3
Coding region: 237-641 (134 amino acids)
Molecular function (GO): protein binding
Source: RefSeq, a predicted model, not a curated record